This is a messenger RNA of Oncorhynchus nerka (sockeye salmon), 8800 nucleotides long. It is a transcript of the gene rfx7a, whose product is annotated as regulatory factor X7a. Gene Ontology annotation, molecular function: RNA polymerase II cis-regulatory region sequence-specific DNA binding; DNA-binding transcription factor activity, RNA polymerase II-specific. The transcript has 10 exons. The record is from RefSeq and is a predicted model, not a curated record. Gene Ontology annotation, biological process: regulation of transcription by RNA polymerase II. NCBI's taxonomy places the organism in Eukaryota, Metazoa, Chordata, Actinopteri, Salmoniformes, Salmonidae. The coding region runs from base 287 to 4669 and encodes 1460 amino acids.
UGUUUGCAAACGCACGGGUCGUCCCAAAAGGUUUCGACAGAGCCCUGGCGAAAGCCUGCAUUUUGUAUUCCUCUACAUUUUUUUAACAUGACUGCAUGGUGUUCGAAAUUAACUGUCUAACCAUGUUUUCCCGGCACCGUUUCUACCUUGGAACUGAGGCCACGUAUAUCGCAAAUGAGAACGGGUGGGUCCGUAAUGUACAGUAGGAAAAUAACUGCUUUCUCGAGGUCCAGGUUGAGGCCUGCAUGUUAAAGAUCCAUUUCCUCCCAUCCUGAAAUUCAUCGUGAUGACUGAGGAUCAACAACAACAUGAUCAGCACCCGAAGCUGGGCUCUGGAAUAAGCACCUUACCAUCCCUAGUUCCUGGACUGCAAGGGACUGAGGCCAGUGCGUUGCAGCUCAAAAUAAAGAAUUCCAUCUGUAAAUCUGUACAGUCAAAGGUGGACAACAUUUUGCAAGAUGUGGAGACGUUUACAGACAUCGAGAAACUCUACCUCUACCUUAAGUUGCCUUCUGGUCCCAGCAACAGUGAAAAAAGGACUGAGAGAGGGUCUGCCAGUCCUGGAGAACUGUCAUGCAGUGAUCAGAGCUCCAUGUCAUCAAGCCGCACUCAACAGAUGCACGCGUUCAACUGGAUUCGCAGUCACCUAGAGGAAUACCCAGAAACCUCUCUGCCCAAACAGGAGGUCUAUGAUGAGUACAAGAGCUAUUGUGACAAUCUCUGCUACCACCCACUGAGUGCGGCGGACUUUGGAAAGAUCAUGAAAAAUGUAUUUCCAAACAUGAAGGCACGUCGACUUGGCAUGAGAGGCAAAUCAAAAUACUGCUAUAGUGGACUGAGGAAGAAAGCCUUUGUCCACAUGCCAUCUUUACCCAACCUGGAGUUACAUAAAACAGGGGACGGGUGUGAGGUGCUGGAGGCCUCAGGUCAGCUGUGCAGUGCGGAGGAGGAGGUGCGCUCUGCGGCCUGUGGCCUGGUGUGUGAGUGGGCCCAGAAGGUGCUGAGCCGCCAGUUUGAUGCUGUGGAGGACCUGGCUCGCUUCCUGCUCAACAGCCACUACAUCGGCACCAAAUCUGUGGCAGCCCUCACGGUCAUGACUGGUACACCAACAGGAGUUAAAACGCCACUGCCAUCCUCAGCAUUCGCACCAACAGCUGAAGCCCACUCCUUCCAGUCCCAAGUGAAGACCCUGCCCUCUCCCUCCAUCGAUGCCAAGCAGCAGCUCCAGCGGAAGAUCCAGAAGAAGCAGCAGGAGCAGAUGCUGCACUCCCCCCUCCCCGGAGAGGCUCAGGCCAGGCGGGCUGACGGGGGCACGCCUGGGGUCGGCUCCAUUACCUGUAGAAGCCCAGCCCUGCUCUCCCCACAUCCCACCAUUGGCAUUAUGGUAGCUGCAGUCCCCAGCCCCAUCACGGUACAAAGGAGCAGACAACUGAUGUCCCCCAGUCCUGUGGGAACAUCGGAGGGCAAGAUUCUGCCUGUCAACUUCCAAGUGGUGACCCAGUCAAUGCAGCCUGUCAAGUGUCCCAAGACCCCUCAGAAUAUCCCAGCCAGCCCUGUGGGGGACCGCUCUGCCCGCCACCGCUAUGCCCAGAUCCUGCCUAAACCCUCAGCCACCAGCGCCAUCACCCUGCGCUCUCCCCCCACCCUGCUCAUCACCAACAGCCCCAUCAAGACCGUGAUGCAGCCCACACCCCACAUCAGCUCUGUCAACGUGGUCAAGAUGACCACCAUAUCCCUGGCUCCCAACUGCAGCACUACAACAACCUUAACAAACACCACCUUAAGGCCUGCCUCUGCUGGCAUGGGCAGCACUGUAGCCCUGGAGGAGAGCAGACCCAGCCCACGGGCCAGGAGUGGCUCUGCAGCCCCCAUCCUGUCCCCCUUAGCCAGGUCAGGCUGGGCCACCACCACCCCUACCAUCGACAUCAAGAUGAUUGAGGGUGAAGCCAUAAGUGAAGGCAGUCUGGCCCUGGGUGCUAGCAGGCUUACUAUGACUCAGGAAGCUGCAGGGGGCCAGAGGGCUGGAGGAGCUGUACCAAGGGCUGCCAGUGUGCCCAUGCCUCACACUAAAGGCUCCCUGGGACUGGAGGCAAUGGCUGGAACCAAUUGCAAUGGCAAGUCCUCUUUGCGCAACAACACUGUGGCAGCUACAGCUGGUAGCAAUAAUAACACCAAUAACGAAAGUACUUUGUAUUUGACGGUCUCCAAUCAGAAUACCAGCACCACUCUGUCACCCAAUGGUGGCACUGUUGCCACAUCACUCAUCGCCUCCAAGAGCCCCAGGAAACGCCCAGGCGUCGGCCCAGAGUCUUAUCCCACGCCUGUCAAAAGGGUCUUCAUCUCCCAGCAACCUCUUGGGGGCUCCGAUGGUUACAGACAUGGGAUUGGUGCAGGAGUGAAGAAACUCCCCAGGACAGGAACCCCGGUCAGACCUGAAAGUGCACCAGCCAUUGGUAAAGUUACUGUGAAACUGAACUCCACUGUCCCAACUCGAAUCCUGUCACUCUCUGAUUCCCCCAUCGGAACCAGAGGCUUCCAGACUGUUGUCAAGCCACAGAGCUCCAUGCAGAGAAGAGACACUCCGAUCACCAUGGACACUAGCAGCAUCGGCAACGUUAGUGCCCCGGCUGGUCAUGCACGAAUUCAGCACCAGCAGCACAUGACGGGUAACAUGCAAGCCAUGCCCAACAGCUCUGCCCUACUGGAGCAGUCUGCUGUGAGUGACCUGAGGAACACCAUGUGGGUUGGGGGCCAGCUGGAGGGAGGUAAACUACAGCAGCAGCAGGCCUACGCCCAGCAGAUCACAGACCACAAGCAGGCAUCCACACAGGUCAUGGAGCCCCUGGCCAUGAUGGGCCAGGCCCCAGCCUCUAGCCAGCUCUCCAUGCAGACAAACAUGGACUACUUCCAUUUCAAUGAUGACGAUAUGACCCAGGACAGCAUUGUGGAGGAGCUGGUGCAGAUGGAGGAGCAGAUGAAGCUCAACAGCAGUCUGCAGGCCUUCGGAGCUGACGUGACGCUGCAAGGCCAUCAGUCUGUAAUGCAGGGCAACAUGAUGUCCUCCAACCAGACAAUGACCCCUUACUACCAAUCAGUACACAGCAGCACCACCCCUGUCCAAACUCCUACUCCAACUCCCACAUCCACCUCUGAGAUGAUGGGAGGAGGCCAGGGCCUGACUAGGGAGAGCCCCUGCUCCCACAUGGCCCCCACCACCCCAGUGGACAGUGCCCUGGGGAGCAGCCGACACACCCCCAUCGGCACUCCACACUCCAACUGCAGCGGUAGCGUGCCCCCCAGCCCUGUGGAGUGCAGGAACCCCUUUGCCUUCACUCCCAUUAACUCCAGCAUUACAGGCUACCACGACGGCAGCAUUGUCUCCAGCAGCCCCGUCAAGCCCAUGCAGAGGCCCAUGGCUACUCACCCAGACAAGGCCAAACUGGAGUGGAUGAACAAUGGUUACAACAAGAGCGGGGGGAACUCCAUCAACGGCAUCAGUAUCCUCCCCAGCUAUCAGGACCUGGUCGACGACCACUUCCGAAAGCCCCAUGCCUUCGCCAUCCCUGGCCAGUCCUAUCAGUCUCAGACGAGGCACCACGACGGACACUACGGCCGCCUGACACCCAUCUCUCCGGUGCAGCAGCAGGCAGCCAGUAUGGCCAACCUGAACAAGCAGGAGAGCUUCGCUGUGCCCGCCCCUCUGGACAACAAGACCACCAGUACAUCUUCAGCAGGCGGGACCUUCCGCUGUCGUAGUGUAAGCCCUGCCGUGCGCCAGCGAAACCUGAGUGGCAACCAGAGUGGCAACAUCCCCCGAACAGUGGUGUCCCCCUUCACCUCCCCCGUGACCCCCGAGAUGAUCAACAUCUUCGCCAACAGCCAUGGGGACGUCAGCAGCAUGGCACAGAGGAGCCAGUCUGUGCCUGUUAACGUGAUGAUGCAGACGGAGGUGCUGCCCAUGCAGGGCCAGACCAACAGCAAAAAGAUCACCAACGUGCUCCUGAGCAAGAUGGACGGGGACAGUGACGACGCGGUGCGGGGCCUGGGUAUCAACAACCUUCCGUCCAACUACACAGCCCGCAUGAACCUCACCCACAUCUUAGAGACCACUCCCAGCUUCCCCAGAAGUGCCAACCAUCAGACUCUGAUGACUUCCAACACUCAGAAUGCGUACGAGUUUCAGAAGCCUGGUUACCUCAUGAAGAACUCUAGGAACGAACAGAUGAUUCUCUCAGCAGGUGACAGCCAAGCACAAUCGGCUACUGGAGAACAGCAGCAUCAGCAGAGCCAGCCUAUGCUGCUGGCCCAGAACCUUCAGCAGCAACAACAACAGCUGCAGCUAGAUUUCAGCACCACCGUUAAAGACCUCUUAGCGGACGGCAGCCUUACUCCUGGCAAUCAGCUUGUGGGACAGGUGUCAGAACUCAACCCUGUGGGGUCUGAUUUUCGACUGACCUCUGAUCUUUCCAGUAGCAUCAAUGACCUGAACAAUUUGGACACAAACCUUCUGUUUGACCCCAAUCAGCAGCAGGGACAAUACGAAGACUCUACACUGGAAGAACUGAAGAAUGAUCCGCUGUUCCAGCAGAUUUGCAGCGAGACUGCGAAUUCCAAUGGAUUUGAUUGGCUGGAAAGUAAAGACCAGCCCACAGUCGGGUUAAUGGGUUAAUAUGGGCUCUGCUUUUAUUUCAUGAAGGUGAAAUGGUUUGUUUAUACCUAUUGUUUUGUAAAAAUCUUCUUUGUAAUUAUUUACAUUGACAUUGUAUAGCACACUGCAACACUCGGGAUACAAUGACUUUUGUCCAGUCAAAGUGCCAGGCUGAACAGAAAUGAUCACACUUACAAAUAUGCUGGUUUUCUCUCACAGCUCAUCGCUGGUGCUGACUCAUCCAUUUCUCCCUCUUCAGACAUCAUAGUUAUUCAAGACCAUUUAAAUCAAGACAGUAGAAUAACAAGUAUUUUUACAUUUUCAGAGAUGUUUGGUAAUCUUUAAGAGAUCUCUAUCUGUAGACUAUGAUUUUGGAUAAUGUUUUUGUUCAGGAGCUGUUGACUAAAACAAGAGGUUCGAGAGGGCAUUUGCAGUAGCAUGCACUGGUACUAAUGUUUCAGGUGCAAGACAAAUGUACCAAAAUCAAUCGAUGGUUAAAAAAAAUCCCCCAUAAUCUGUAAAUAAAAAUGUUUCGUUGGUCUACUUAAAGAACCAUGUUUUAUAUAUUUCCACACUGGUUGGAAUAAUACUGUGAAAAUGAUAAUGCCCUUUUAGUGUAGGAGCUGUUUGAAAAGACCGCCUAAAAUUUCAGCCUGUUUAGGUGAGAUGGAGUUUUGGCCUGCAUGGUGACAUCACCUGGCAGUAUAUGUAUUUAAUAGACCAAUAAGAAAGGGUUCCAAACCUUCUGCCAAUAACAGCUAGUUUUUAGGUUUCCCCUCCCUACUCAGUCCUAUUUCUUUCAAUUAAAUCACAAUAAGGUACUUCAUUUUUACCCAGAAAUAAAUUAUUUGAUAUUGAGAUAAAUUUAAAAAACGCUGUGUUUGACCUUUAACAUACAUUGUUUGCAAUGAUAUUGAGGCAAACUAGUUCCAUUCUCUCAGAAUUUGGAUUUUUACAAGUAGGAAAACGGCAGCUGUUUGAAAAAGAAUCUGUGUGACUACAGAAUAUUAUUCAAACUAUAGAUUUAAAGGUCAAGAUAUACUGUCUGUAUACUAAACUUGUCAGAAGAUGUCCGAUUGUCCGUUUUGCUGAAAUGUUAUGCAAACUUUACAAAUAAGAUAUUGACCACUCAAAUUGCAGUGUGCAUGGUACAAAAAAUGUAGGCUAUUAAAUCGAGAUUUGAAUGUACUAUGUCUUUCACCUUUUCAAAUUUCCCCUCAUGUCCCAGUAGUUAAUGCACUUUGGGUACAUUGAAACUGAGCGCAGGUAGCUGAAGAACAACAGAUGGUAUCUGUUAAUAUUGUCAUUUUUUAGGCUUGCUUCACCCACAUUUUGCCCUGAAUGCUGACAUUAUUACUGUAGUUGAGCUCCCCUGUCCUUCAUGUCGAAAGGAUUGCUUUGUUUAGAAUCGUAUAUGUUUAUAAGAAUUAAAACAAUCAUAAUAAAGACCUGUAAUGGGGAUAGCUUGCACUUUAGUGACUGCAGAACUAAAGGAAAUGGGCUUUAAGAUGGAGCUCAAAGGACAGUUAAAUAUUGUAUUUAAACCAUAUAAUGCAGAAGAUGACCCUUUUCACCUCUGUCAAGUUUUUUAAGACUUGUGUAGGGCACUAGUGGGGAGUUUUAUUUACGUUCUUUGUGACUAUUUGGCGGGUAUCAUUUUAAUUAACAGAAAUAUAUUGAUUUAAGUAAGGAAGUGGAGGAAUAUAUGAAAAGGAAUUUAACCUUAUAACACCCCUAUACCAAAGUGUAUUGACUGGAGAUGACCCUGCCCUGUUUCAGUCGUGUAUCUAUUUGGGGGAAAAUGACUAGUCAUUCUGGUUCUGAUUUAUUUUAACACUAUGCAUUUUUUACUUAUCAAAGCGGCUGCUACUGUCAAAGUAGGUUACUGCAGGUUUAUGUAAAUGUAUGUUGUUUUUCCCUUAAAAAAAAAAUUGUUUCAUGUUACAUACAUUCAGUAAAAAAUGUGAUGGAUAUGAAGUAAUUUAGAUUAAAUUAAAGUUAGUUUAGUUUAAUAUUAUGCCAUUAGAUAUUCAAAGUCCUUCCUAUAAAAAGGCACAAAAGUGCAUAUUUUACCGUCAUACAUCGAAAGCUAUUCCCCUUACAUUAGUCUAGAUCCAGUAGAAAAUACAGUAUUAUGGAAUACUGUAAUACAGAAUUACAUAAACAUUUGUAUAAAUUGUCAUUUUCUUCCCCUUGAAUAAUGUUCUUGUUGAGUUCAUUAAUCCACUGCAUUUUACUCUAACAGUGAAGGGACGUGUUUCACCUGGAAACAAAAAAAAGGCAUUUAGUGGUAAAGUAUGGGUCAUCUAUUACAGGUUUAAAUAGCUUAUAGUAUAGUGAAGAACUGUGUGUGAAUAAGGCAUGCAAAUCAUAAAGGGAAUAGCUAAUUGGCCAGAUCCUGUGGUUUUUAUGAGCUUUUAAUCUUCUGAGCCUUAUAUCCAUACCAAAGAGUAACGAAUUAGUGUGAGAAAAAAAGCAUUAAAUAGGAUUUUUUUAGAAGAACCCACAAAUAACCCAGUCAUUUGCCUAUUUGCCUGACAUCAGUCAAAUACCUUUAUAUGGCAAUUUGGAAUUGUCCUUCUUUCAGGUGGGAUGGUUGAAAAUAAUUUGAGGAAAUUGUGAAACUGGCAACUGAUCUGUAGCACUGGAAAACAUGCUGAAAACCACACUACUGUUCUGGUUUAUAAAAACCAAUGUAGCAGGACAAUAUUGGGGUUAAUUCAGUUGACUGUUGUAAGUGUUCCUCUCAUUUUGAAUCCCACAGUUUGUACAUAUGAAAGCUCUGACACUGUAUUGUUAUAACUUAAACUGGUUCUGUGCACCUGCACCCUCUGAAAUGCUAUAUUGGUGAUUUUGGAUCAGGAGCCAGCUAAACUGUGCUUGUGUGUUUGGCCGCUGGCGCCCUGCCCUUUCUUGUACAGAUAAUGCUGUGUUUGUUUUUUUCUUAGCUUGGUGUUUUUUUGUUUGCUUCCUGAGAUUUAUAUUGGUUGGCUUUUUACAGAAGACGUCUGCUUCGAGUGAGAAAAUAACAUGGUUAUUUAAUUUUUUUUUUUUUUUAAGUAUUAGAUAUUACCAGGUUGCAUAGCUAUCUUUCUCUGACAGAUUUUGUGCCCAGAACAUUGCAAUGGACAUCGGAAUGUCAUGGUUAAAAUUUCAACAAGCUUUGAAGGUUCAUGUUAUUGCACUAAACAUUUAAUGAACCAAGGCAUUGGCACCUCUUUUAGGACAAAUGCAUUAAUUGAAGCCACCCAAAUAUUUUUUUAAAGAGCUUAACUAAGUGAAAAAAUAAUUGAAAUGUCAAUCAAAAAAAUAUGAGAACGCUAAUUGUCUUGUGUAGCAAUGUACCUUAAUCUCAAUGAGAUACUUUUUUUUUUACUUCAUUCUCAUGAGAAUAUGAAACUCCAUUUAAAGAAACAUUUAAACAGAAAUAUCGUCAAAUAAAUCAUUCACCAUGUUAAUAAAUGAUAUGUGUGCAUGUUUGUAGAAUUCUAUUGUACAGAGUAUUUGUAACCACUUUGCUGUAAUUCAGGAUUGGUCCUGUCAAUCGGAACAGAAAGGUAUAGCGACUCACAAGUUACUUGCAUUGUUUGAUGUUUACUCAUUCAGAUUAAUAUUUGUUCUGUAUGUUCAGGUUUUGAAUCCGUUCUGUUUAUUUAGAUGUUUUAACUUUUUUUAUGUAACUCUGUGAAGAUUUAUUUUUUCUCUCCAGAAACCAUUGAAAAUAAGCACUGAUGUUUGUACUUAAAUGAAGACAAACCCUGUCUGUUCUUCUUUAAGUGCACAGGGGCAGCUGAGUCCUGUACUUUUCACAGACCUGGUAUAAAGUCCCUUUAACCCUUGUUGUUGUUGUCUAGUGUACAGCAGACCGUAGAGUAAUUUGAUAAAGUUGCUUUAGCGUUUCAGCAAAGUUUCAUCUGUCUUUUUUUAAUUGAAAGUGCUCAAGGAUGUUGAGAUUUUUUUAAGGGUUUUUAAAACCAAUAAAGUUUUUUUUUAAGUACUUGAAUAUCUUGGUUUCAAUUGUUGUUUUUCCACUCUACGUGCAUUUACAUUACCUUCACUUAGCUAGAAUCUUCUGGUUUGGUCCCACAAAGGUUUUAUCCCCAGAGCUGUGAUGAUUCAAAUAAAUAUGUAUUUACUUUACUGUUAAUCUCA